Ylistrum balloti is the source of this 930-nucleotide messenger RNA. Its product is annotated as nucleoside diphosphate kinase homolog 5-like. The transcript is spliced from 5 exons. Gene Ontology annotation, biological process: UTP biosynthetic process; GTP biosynthetic process; CTP biosynthetic process. Bases 1 to 654 code for a protein of 217 amino acids. Lineage: Eukaryota; Metazoa; Mollusca; Bivalvia; Pectinida; Pectinidae. The record is from RefSeq and is a predicted model, not a curated record. Gene Ontology annotation, molecular function: nucleoside diphosphate kinase activity.
AUGACAGGUGAAACGGAAGGAGACAAAGUUGUAAUGUCCCCUCCACAUAUCUAUGUGGAGAGGUCAUUAGCAAUUAUAAAGCCCGACGCAGUGCAAAAAGCAGAAGAGAUUGAAGAUAUCAUUUUACGAUCAGGAUUCGCAAUUUUACAGAAAAGAAGAGUACACUUAACACCAGAACAAGCCAGUGAUUUCUAUGCAGAGCACUAUGGAAAGUUGUUUUUCCCUAGUCUCGUGGCUUAUAUGAGCCAUGGUCCCAUAAUAGCUUUGGUUAUUUCAAGAGAUAAUGCAAUCUCUUACUGGAGAGAGCUAAUAGGCCCAACCAACACAUUGAAGGCUCGACAGACACAUCCAGAUUGCUUGAGAUCAAUUUAUGGUACAGAUGAUCAGAGAAACGCCCUUCAUGGAAGUGACAGUUUCACCACUUCUGAAAGAGAAAUUAGAUUCUUCUUCCCCGAUAGCAUAGUUGAACCUGUACCUGUCGGACAGGCAGCGAAGGAUUACCUAGCCAAGGCUGUUAACCCCACCCUUCUCAAGGGACUUACAGAACUCUGCAAACAGAAGCCAAUUGACCCAGUUAUCUGGCUUGCGGACUGGCUUCUAGAAAACAACCCCAACAAACCUUGUGUCAAACAACCAUUUGUACAGGAAGCAUAGACAACUAACUCUUCAUAUGUUCUCUCAUUCAUUCACCUGUGAAUCAACUCUGACCAAAAAUUACUCGCAGAACUUAGAGAUUUGUGCAGAUAUACUGAAAGUGCCCACAGAGUGCAUGCAACUGUUGGAAAAUGGUAAAAACUGACACACAUGGAAACACUGGUACCAUUCCAUCCAAUUUAGGAAUUUUUUAUGCUCAAUCUUUGAUACAUAAUGCAUACACGAUAACAACAGAUGUUGAGUACCAGUCUGUUCAGAUUGACAUCAAUGUACAUA